AAUUAAGUUAUUAGCCAACAUGUUGAAGUUAUUUUUUGCGCUGCUAAGUUUAUUCAUAUUAACGGAGGCUGCAUUGGUUAGCGUACCUUUGUAUAAGAUCCGGGAAUCGAAACAGAAAUCCAAUGAAUUGAUGAAACUGAGAGGCAAAUACAAGGUAAAGGAUGCCUGCAAGGUGUACAAAGAGAAACUGUUCAACUAUGUUGAUGAUUCGUAUUAUGGUAAAAUUACCGUGGGUACUCCACCACAAGAUUUUUUAGUGCUUUUUGAUACUGGUUCCUCAAAUAUGUGGAUACCUACUGCACCCUGCUCCUCGCAAAAUUGGGCCUGCCAAUACCACAACAGUUAUAAUGGCAGUAAUUCAUCAACUUACCAAUAUAUUGGUGAAAGUUUUGCCAUUCAAUAUGGCAGCGGCAGUUUGUCCGGCUAUUUGGUACAAGAUACCGUAAACGUUGAAGGUUUGGCUAUUCAGAAUCAAGUAUUUGCUGCUGCCACUAAUGAACCGGGUGAGACAUUUGUUUACUCUCCUUUUGAUGGUCUCAUUGGUAUGGCUUUCCAAACUAUUGCUGUCGAUAAUGUUGUGCCACCUUUCUAUAAUAUGGUUUCGCAAAAAUUGGUGGAUUCCGAAGUAUUCUCCUUUUACUUGGCCCGUAAUGGUACUUCAGCUGAAGGUGGUGUCAUGGUUUUGGGCGGCAACGAUCCCGAUCAUUAUACAGGCGAGCUACGUUAUGUUCCUGUUUCCACCCAAGGUUAUUGGCAAUUUGAAAUGAGAGCGGCCCAUGUUCAGGAUACUAGAGUGUGUCACUACUGCCAAGCCAUUGCUGAUACUGGUACCUCACUCAUUGGUGUACCUUCCGAUGUGUAUUUGAGUCUACAAACCGCCAUUGGUGCUACUUUCAAUGCAAGUACUUAUGAAUUCCAGUUGAAUUGCUCCACCAUUGAUACUUUGCCUGAUGUAAACUUCCACAUUGGUGAUGGCAUCUACACCUUGGAACCCAGCGAUUAUAUUCUUGAAUUUGAGGACCAAUGUUCUACCGCUUUUGAGGAUGCUGGCAUGAAUAUCUGGAUUUUGGGUGAUGUUUUUAUUGGUAAAUACUAUACCAGCUUUGAUUUGAAACAUAAACGUGUUGGUUUUGCUAGAGCUGUUUAAGCAAAAUUUCAGUAGUUCUGUUUUCAUUCUUCGAGCAAAUUCUAAUCAAGUUGAGCAUUUAAAUGCUAAAAUAAAUUAAGUGAAAAUUAAAAAUAAAA
Messenger RNA from Calliphora vicina (urban bluebottle blowfly), 1245 nucleotides. RefSeq names its product lysosomal aspartic protease-like. Bases 20 to 1147 code for a protein of 375 amino acids. The record is from RefSeq and is a predicted model, not a curated record. Gene Ontology annotation, biological process: proteolysis; cell death. The transcript has a single exon. Lineage: Eukaryota; Metazoa; Arthropoda; Insecta; Diptera; Calliphoridae. Gene Ontology annotation, cellular component: lysosome. Gene Ontology annotation, molecular function: aspartic-type endopeptidase activity.